AUGGUGCGGACUGGUGUGUCACGGUGCGGACUGGUGUGUCACGGUGCGGACUGGUGUGUCACGGUGCAGACUGGUGUGUCACGGUGCAGACUGGUUUGUCAUGGUGCGGACUGGUUUGUCAUGGUGUGGACUGGUUUGUCAUGGUGUGGACUGGUUUGUCAUGGUGCAGACUGGUUUGUCAUGGUGCGGACUGGUUUGUCAUGGUGUGGACUGGUUUGUCAUGGUGUGGACUGGUUUGUCACGGUGCAGACUGGUUUGUCAUGGUGCGGACUGGUUUGUCAUGGUGCAGACUGGUGUGUCAUGGUGCGGACUGGUUUGUCACGGUGUGGACUGGUUUGUCAUGGUGCGGACUGGUUUGUCAUGGUGCGGACUGGUUUGUCACGGUGCAGACUGGUUUGUCAUGGUGUGGACUGGUGUGUCACGGUGCGGACUGGUGUGUCAUGGUGCGGACUGGUUUGUCACGGUGUGGACUGGUUUGUCAUGGUGUGGACUGGUGUGUCACGGUGCGGACUGGUUUGUCACGGUGCAGACUGGUUUGUCAUGGUGUGGACUGGUGUGUCACGGUGCGGAAUGGUGUGUCAUGGUGCGGACUGGUUUGUCACGGUGUGGACUGGUUUGUCAUGGUGUGGACUGGUGUGUCACGGUGCGGACUGGUUUGUCACGGUAAGGACUGGUUUGUCCUGGUGCGGACUGGUUUGUCAUGGUGCGGACUGGUUUGUCACGGUGCGGACUGGUUUGUCACGGUGCGGACUGGUUUGUCACGGUGCGGACUGGUUUGUCAUGGUGCGGACUGGUUUGUCAUGGUGUGGACUGGUUUGUCAUGGUGUGGACUGGUUUGUCACGGUGCAGACUGGUUUGUCACGGUGCGGACUGGUUUGUCAUGGUGUGGACUGGUGUGUCAUGGUGUGGACUGGUGUGUCCUGGUGCGGACUGGUUUGUCAUGGUGCGGACUGGUUUGUCAUGGUGCGGACUGGUUUGUCAUGGUGCGGACUGGUUUGUCAUGGUGCGGACUGGUUUGUCAUGGUGCGGACUGGUUUGUCAUGGUGCGGACUGGUUUGUCAUGGUGCGGACUGGUUUGUCACGGUGCGGACUGGUUUGUCAUGGUGCGGACUGGUUUGUCACGGUGCGGACUGGUUUUAG
This is a messenger RNA of Knipowitschia caucasica, 1140 nucleotides long. The record is from the annotation of a GenBank genome assembly. NCBI's taxonomy places the organism in Eukaryota, Metazoa, Chordata, Actinopteri, Gobiiformes, Gobiidae.